UUCCCCUGCACUCUACCGCCGAGAAGAACUCUUGUGUGCCAACUACCCAUCCUUCGCCCCUUCGUCUCCUCCAAAUCUCAAACACCCGCAACGCAGUUCUCCCCUUUCGCUCGUCCCCAGCUCUCACCGCCAAAUCGGAAUCGCAGCCCCAACCGAUCUGCAUCCAGUGAGCAAGCCCGCCGCCAGCCUCUGCCCUCUGCCCAUGGAGCCCGCCGCCAUCACCGGGGCACAAUGGGUGGUGGGCAAGGCGCUGAGCCCUCUCUCCGACGGCCUGGUGGAGGCGUGGGCGGCCACCUCGGAGCUCGGCCCCAACAUCGAGGCCCUCAAGAUGGAGCUCCUCUACGCGCAGGCCAUGCUUGAGAACGCCCGCGGCAGGGAGAUCCCCAGCCAGGCGCUUGGGGAGCUGCUGCAGAGGCUGCGGGGACUGGCGUACGGCGCCGAUGACGUGCUGGACGAGCUCGACUACUUCCGCAUCCAGGAUGAACUCGAGGGCACCUUCGAAGCCGCUGUCGACGACGACGGCCGCGGCUGUUUCCACAACCUCGUCCGCGAUGGUCGGCACACGGCCAAAGCUGCCGCCAAGCAGCUCGGGUGCUGCUCCUGCUCUGCUCUGAUCCACGACUACAAACCAGAGGACCCCUGCAAGUGCGUGCGCCGGCUCGCUUCACGUGCCCACGCCGUCGGUAAACGAUUUCUUUGCUCUUCUCCUCAAUUAGUUCGUUGUGAUGGUCGAGGUGACGAUAAUAGGCAUGCCCCCAGAGUACCAAAGUUGAAAUUUGAUAGAGUGGAUGUCUCUAGAAAGAUGAAGUGUAUAGUAGAGCAACUAAAGCCCGUGUGUUCUAAGGUCUCCUCCAUCCUUGAUCUAGAGUUGUUGGGCUCUGCCGUUGCCAAGCUAGAGUUGUUGGGCUCUGCCGUUGCCAAGCUAGAGUCACUGGGAUCUAACCGUGCCAUGGGUAAUGUUGCUUCUUCAACUACAAGUAGAUCCAUAACCACCUCACAAGCUUUAGAGCCUAAAUUGUAUGGGAGGGAACCCGAGAAGAAAACCAUUGUUGAGGAUAUUACAAGGGGUGCAUACAUUCACAGAGAUCUCACCGUUGUUCCUAUAGUUGGUCCUGGGGGCAUAGGUAAGACGACUCUCACACAGGACAUAUAUAACAGCCAAGAAGUGCAAGACCAUUUCCAGAUUAGAGUCUGGAUUUGUGUAUCUCUUGACUUCAGUGUGUAUAGGUUGACACAAGAGAUUCUCAGCUCCAUCCCUAAAGCCGAGGACGAAAAGAACGAAAGAACAGAUGAUGCGAUAAAAAACUUGGACCAACUUCAGAAAUUGGUUCAAAGAAGAUUAAAAAAUAAAAGAUUUUUACUUGUUUUGGAUGAUAUAUGGAGUUAUGGUAACGAAGAUGAGUGGAAAAGAUUUCUAGUUCCCUUUACAGAAGAGCAGGGAAAAGGUAACAUAGUUCUAGCCACAACUCGAUUCCUUCAUGUAGCUGAAAUAGUUAAGAAAGGAGAUAAAUCGUUACCACUAGAAGGUUUGGGACCGAAAGAUUAUUGGAGACUUUUUCUAGCGUGUGUAUUUGAUGAACGUAAUCAACAAUGUAAUGAUGGAGAGUUGCUUCAAAUAGGGAAAAUGAUUGUUGAAAAACUGAAGGGUUCUCCGCUUGCAGCAAAAACCGUGGGUAGGUUACUGAGAAAAAACCUAACUGUAGAUCAUUGGACAAGAGUUCUUGAAAGUAAAGAAUGGGAAUCACAGACCAGUGAUCAUGAUAUUAUGCCCGCACUGAAGCUUAGCUAUGACUUCCUCCCGUUUCAGCUGCAACAAUGCUUUUCGUGCUGGGCAUUAUUUCCGGAGGAUUACAAGUUUGACUGUGAGGAGCUAAUUCACUUCUGGAUAGGACUAGACAUUCUACGUCCAAGUCACACAACCAAAAGAAUUGAAGAAAUAGGACGCAACAACUUGAACGAGUUAGUUAGUUAUGGAUUUUUCAUCGAAGUAACUGGAAAAUCGGACAAACAGUACGUUAUGCAUGACCUGCUACACGAUUUAGCAUUAAAGGUUUCCUCACAAGAAUGUCUACAUUUAGCUUCUUCUAGUCCAAGACCAGUAGAAAUUGCACCAUCUAUCUAUCACUUGUCGAUUAGUUUGAGCCCAGCCAAUAGUGGGGAUGGAAUUAUGGAUGAAAAAUUUAAGAAAGAACUGGGUAAAAUAAAGAACAUAUUGAAAUCUGAGAACCUGCACACUUUGAUGUUGUUUGGAGAUUAUGAUGCAAACUUUCUUCGCAUAUUCAGUGAUUUGUUCAAAGAUGCAAAAAAAUUGCGUGUUGUCCAUUUGUCAACAAUGUACUACUCUGUGGAGUCUCUGUUGCACAACUUCUCAAAACUUAUCCAUCUUCGCUACCUACGGCUUGUGCCACAGUUUGGUAGUAAAGAACAUUUACCAAGCAGUAUAUCAAGAUUCUAUCAAUUAAGAGUCCUAGACAUAAGGCGUGGUUCUCAUAGUUCGCUCAGAGAUAUGUCCAACCUUGUAAAAUUGCGCCAUUUCCUUUCUUAUAAUGUUGAACACCACUCAAACAUUUCUAACGUGGGAAAACUAGAUAGCUUACAAGAGCUACAGAGAUUUGAAGUCAGAAAAGAGAGUAAUGGUUUCGAAUUAAGGGAGUUGGGUCAUCUAGAAGAGCUAGGAGGAUCACUUGGCAUUUAUAAUCUUGAGAAUGUACAAGCAAGUGAGGCACAUGAAGCAAAGCUAAUGUAUAAAAGACACUUGCAGAAAUUAACACUCAGCUGGAACAAAGGCCGAUCUAAUACAAAUCCUGAUGUUGAAGAUCAAAUACUUGAGAGCCUUCGACCACAUAGCAAUCUUCAUGAAGUGUGCAUUGAUGGACAUGGAGGCGUUACUUGUCCAACAUGGCUGGGUACAAACCUUUUCACAAAAGGUUUGGAAGCUCUCCGCCUAGAUGGUGUAGCUUGGAAAUCACUUCCACCUCUUGGAGAGAUGUGGCUGAUCGACGAGUCUGGCGAAGAGUAUUUUGGUUGCAUUAGAGGCCUUAACUUUGAUAACUUGAGAAGGCUAGAACUCAUUGGGCUGCCAAGAUUUAGAAAAUGGGUAGCAAAUGAAGUUUGCCCUUGGUACUUCUCACUUAUAGAAGAACUCACCGUGGAGGAUUGUCCUGAACUAACGGAGUUACCAUUUUCAAAUUCUAAUUGCUACUCUUCGGAAGGAGAUGUGAAUGGGACUUGUUUCCCUAGACUAACAACGCUUAAAAUUUGGAAUUGUGAAAAACUGCUGUCACUGCCUCCUCUUCCUUACGGUCACACUUUGUGCUCUGUUAGUCUGAGACGUGCAGGAAGAGAUUUGAAGCGGUUAAGUUACAGUAACACAAAUUUGAGCUCUUUUUUGACCAUUGAAGGAAAUGAUGAUCUGCCUAAGCUAGAUGAAACAGUUUUGGCGUUCCAAAAUUUAACCCAACUGCAGGAACUAUAUAUUGCUGAUUGCCCACCUCUGGCUGAGAAACACCUUCAAAUGCUAACCUCGUUGAAGACCCUUGAAAUAGAUGUUUCAAGGAUUUUGUUCCUGCCGUUAGCAAGAAGUGAUGUGAAAUGGCAGGUUCCAGUUAACACUCUCAUGAUUAGUAAUUCUGAGGCUAGUGGGAAGGAGCUGACACGUCUACUCUCUCGUUUCCCUGAGCUCUUUAACUUGGAAAUACGGGACUGUGAGAAGAUAACGCGGUUGGGCAUUGAGGUCGAGCAGCAGAAACAAAUAGCAGAAGACGUGGUAACAGAGGACGCAGUUGCGGAGCAAGAUGAGGAAGAAGAUGGGCUGCUGCUUUUGGGCCCCCGUCUCACUGGCUCUCUGCAGGAGUUGUGGAUCUCGUCUUGUUCAAAGCUUGUCCUGACUAGUGGGGGAGGUGGGCUCCAAGCCAUGUGCUCCCUCACGGAAAUAACAAUACAAGAUUGCCCCAAGUUUCUCUCCGCCUACAAAACCUCGUCUCUCUGUUCCUCUCGACCUUUCCCAUCCUCACUGCAGCGCCUAUGGCUUGUCGGUCCUAUGGAGGGCAUGGAGACGCUGGCCCCCCUCUCGAACCUCACCUCUCUGGAGGAAUUAAGUCUUGCUAAUCUGGGGGAAGAUUUAAGAUGCGAGGGCCUGUGGCCUCUCCUUGCCCAGGGCCCGCUCAAAGAAUUAUAUGUUUGGAGCCCCAAUUUCUUUGCUGGUUGGGAUCCCGCCUGGGGGGCGACAUCGCAGGAAGAGCAGCCGCUUCUUUCCCCUUCCUCCAAACUGCAGGAACUCUCGACGGACGACAUCGCAGGAGUCCUUGCUGCUCCCAUCUGCCGCCUCCUCUCGUCCUCCCUCACCAAAUUGUCUAUUGUAUCCAACAAAGUGACGGAGCGCUUCACGAAGGAGCAAGAGAAUGCCCUUUCCCUCCUCAGCUCCCUCCAGGAGCUCGAACUUAAAUCGUGUGACAAGCUGCGGUGCCUCCCUGCAGGGCUGAACAAGCUCACCAACCUUCACAGGUUACAGAUCUGGUCCUGUCCAGCCAUCCGGUCGCUGCCCAAGAAUGGCCUCCCCAGUUCGCUGCAGGAGUUAGAUGUCAGUGGUUGCAAAAACAACGAGCUAACGCAGCGAUGCAGACGGUUAAAGGAGACCAUCCCAAACAUCAUAUUAUAGACUAAUCCAAGGGCUCCCUAUCUUGGAAGUUGUACAUUCCUCUAGCCUUGUAGGACUCCAUGUACAGCUCGCGCAUGAGAUGGCCUUGUCUCCUUGUGUGGUAUCAUCUUCACGUACAUAAACCUGGUCUUUAUGCUUGUCCUCGUAGCCUUCUAAUACUUAGUAUUGAUACUUGGAUUGUGACUCAUGAAAACUUGGUGCUCUAGUUCUGAGGCCUGCAUUCCAAAUGCUGCAAAUGUUACUGCAAUGUUUAUGGCCCUGCUAAUCCUUCUAAAAUAUUGCUAUCUUUGUAAAAAACUGUCAUGCAGUCUUGGGAAUGUGUUGUAUUCCUACUGAUGUCGAAUGCUAGUUGUGCUACCGGCUUACUACUUAGAAUUUGCUCUGUCCGGGAACAUGUGUAUUGUUUCCCAGCAAGGCGGUGUAUCUCAAGACUUUGAGAAGGACAUGUUCAUUGAUUCCAAAUAUAGGAAUUUGCACUUCUUGUUGAAGGUUGAAGCUAUCAUAGGCAGGAAUGAUGGCAGUAAUGAACUUUGAGAAGAUUUGCUGUGUGCUUAUGUAGCACUUUCUAAAGCCAAAUACGCAAUAUUCACUGCACACAAAGUAAUGAAGGUUCUAGCUUGGUCUGCAAAAGCUCUCAAGCGAGUCGACGAUGUGCAUGCUGUCAGUUUCAGUUGGAGAGAGAAGCAUGGUACAAACACUGCUGCAUUAUUCCUGGCAGGGGCAGCUGUAGGAAUCUGCCAUUUGUCUUGCACCUGGAAUUCUGGGAGCUGCACUGGCAUUGAUUGGAUGUUUUGCAUGUUGCUGAAGACUGGAUUAAGGAUGCACUUUGCUACUUGGAAGAUAUCUGUGACAACAGCAGAUAAUUCUCUACUUUCAGUCUGCAGGGUAGGAAAUAAUCAAAGAGAAGAAUGCAGAUUUACAGUUAACGAAAGAAUGCUGGCACAAGGAAUGGUACAGAUCUUUAUGCGCAGUUUUGAUGCUAGUUUACUUUGGAUUGUGCAUAGAAUUUAUUUGGUCGCAUUCUAGCCCUCAAACGUCCACAUCGCUUAGAUGAUGAACUUAACUAUACCUUUGAUAGAUAUUGCAAUCUAACUUGUGAGCAUGGUUAGAAAACUCUUUGUCCUUGCCUUUCUAAAUUGAUAGAAGAAGAGAGUUUUGGGUAACACAUGCAAUUAUUGAGGGUAGAGAAUACUUGUCGCUUGAUGCUUGAUGGGAGCUAUUGAGCUAGUGACUUAGGUUCCUGAUUUUAUUCAUAUCUCCUAUUUAAAACCCCAAGAGUCAAGUGUAAUAAGUUGGUGUCACUUGGAUUGGUUUUGAUAGUUAUUUUGUCCCACCAGAGCCAUACAUAAGAAAAAUCGAACAAUCAUCUCUGCAAUCUGAAUAUUCGGCGAGCUUUGUUGAAUUUGAUCCAUCUAGUUUGAAGCUCUUGAAAGCCUGUUAUUUCCUCUGUGUCAUUUCAUCGCUGCCCUCUUCUGCACUUGCCAUUGCAUUUCCUACACUGCCGUCUCCAAUGGCAUAAUCCCUUCACUUUAUAUAAGCCACUCCUCUCUUCUGUGUGUAGAGUUCUAAUUCAAAUCUACUCUCGCUCUCUUGGGAUGUUCAUGAGCAUCUGUACACUCAUUUUAUUGAAUUCAAUAAAGUUCAAUAAACUCCCUCCCUGCAGUCCUUUGUCAAGAGAGCUGUCCAUCUUGCAGGCACCUCAAAAAAAAAAAACGUCCCAGCAAAACUAUAAAAAGGAAAAAAUGAAAGAAGAGUGUGCCCGGCAAUCAAGAGGCUCCUGAUAUUUCAUAAAGCGAGAGAAGUCCAUUAGAGCAUACUUCAUAUCCUUGUGCAAUCAUCAGUUGAUCCCCACUCAGCCACUCUCCAUGUGCUAUCCAUAUCAGAGAACAACGACAUGCAAGUACCAUUCUUUUCUUGUGGGCUUGUUUCCCCUUCUUCCGAUGAAUGGAACGGCAAGAUUUCAUCUUACUAGUUCUGGAUACUUAUUUAACUUUGCAAUAACUGAAUUUCAGAUUUACUUACAACAUUUACCCUGCCAAACUACACAUAAGCCUCCACACAUGUUGUUUUAGUUUUAGGGAGAUCUUGGCCAGUGGCCAUUGAGGACCAAGAUGUGCGAUGAGAGUGAUUCUAGAUCAUGACGAGUGACCCCACUAAAAGCUUGCUCUUUGGACAGGUUUUAGCACUUGUGCUUUUUAAAGGAGAUCAAAACCGACCAGCGACCUUAGUUUUACUUGUUCAUGGUGCCAAAGUCGAGCAAUCUAGUGACUUGAUGUUAAAUACCCUCAAUGUUGCAUGGUUGUGAUACUGUAAACUCUCAUAAAACUAUCACAAACAAUAGAGAGAACUAUCGCGUGCUCACCUAUUAGACUUGCCUGCUUGAUAAAGUGUGGGAAGGUUUGAUUCGAAAGCUCUAAAGUGGUACGACGAAGGCUCAAACGAGUGCACUAGAAUGCGACCAUGUAAAUCUGUGCAUUAUCUGUUGUAAGCUUGCAGGUUUACAAAGCUCACGAACAGCAAAAGACCGCUUCGUCAAAUCAACUGCCUGUUACGAAAGUGUCAAGUCCCAUUUUGCAACAGAGGAAGCUGCACGAUCAAACCAAGUUUCCAGAAUCGUGAACCAAAUGAUGUCAUCGGUGAUGAGGAUUCCACUUACCAUCGUUAGUCAGCUGCAGGUUAACCUAGAAAUUUAUUGCUAUAGUUUUAGUCCAUGAACUAUGUGUUGUGUAAGCCUUCAUCUUGUGUCAACUGAUGAUUCGUCAAACUAUUUUGUAAUCGAAGAGAGGAUUUUACAACUUAUCUUAUGUACAAUGGGUUGCUAACUGGUUUCAUCUUUUUUUC
Brachypodium distachyon (stiff brome) is the source of this 7498-nucleotide messenger RNA. RefSeq names its product putative disease resistance protein RGA4. Gene Ontology annotation, molecular function: ADP binding. Gene Ontology annotation, biological process: defense response to other organism. Bases 203 to 4657 code for a protein of 1484 amino acids. Lineage: Eukaryota; Viridiplantae; Streptophyta; Magnoliopsida; Poales; Poaceae. The record is from RefSeq and is a predicted model, not a curated record. The transcript is spliced from 8 exons.